Messenger RNA from Sphaeramia orbicularis (orbiculate cardinalfish), 1571 nucleotides. RefSeq names its product Fc epsilon receptor IgFc epsilon receptor Ig (gene fcer1g). The transcript is spliced from 5 exons. Gene Ontology annotation, cellular component: Fc-epsilon receptor I complex. The coding region runs from base 144 to 425 and encodes 93 amino acids. Gene Ontology annotation, molecular function: IgE receptor activity. The record is from RefSeq and is a predicted model, not a curated record. NCBI's taxonomy places the organism in Eukaryota, Metazoa, Chordata, Actinopteri, Kurtiformes, Apogonidae. Gene Ontology annotation, biological process: cell surface receptor signaling pathway.
UUAGAGCUCAGACCACAACUUCCCCUCUUGGCUGUGAGGUAUGUGACACUCAAUUCUUCACUAGAACUCUGAGGAGAAAGCAGCCACAAGUCGUUUCGUUUCUUUGCUGCGAGUGGCCGGUCGUCGUGUUGAUCAUCGUUACCAUGGCUGUGCAGGGCAGGAGCCCCUUACUCGUGGCAAUUCCACUGUGGAUGUGUUUUGGAAGAGCUGCUGCUCUCGCAGAGCCGCACAUCUGUUACGUGCUGGAUGGCAUUCUGUUUUUGUACGGGAUCAUCUUGACAGCUCUCUACUGCAGAGCCAAGAUUCUCAAUGCUAGAGAGGAAAUGGAGGAUGGGAAAGGAAAAAAGGGCGGUGAUGAGGGCAUCUACACGGGUCUGACCCCUCAUGCCACAGACACAUAUGAAACUAUCGGCAUGAAGAAGUGAUCACAUCAACACAUGACGGAGAGUUAACUCUCGUUUCUUUUAUAUUUAAAUAUUGCACAUUAUCCUGCUUUUGAGAAUUUGGAGAAUUUAUAUCACGUAGAGUUGGAGAAGUCAGAAAUAGAGAAGUUGAGCCCAAGACAGUUUUUGUGGAAAUGCUCUGCCCUUUGUGUAUAAGAAAGCUGCACUGCUGUCUCACAUAUUUAAUGUUUAUGCUAAUAUAUUUUUUUAUAAGAGUAUAAGAGCUUUAGAGGGUUUCAUAUGUGUGAAUUAAAACACGAAAAUGUGCUUUGUCCGCUUCAUGACAAACCAGUUGAAAGCGAUUCUAUUAAGGACUCUUGCCAUCCGCUGUCUUCCUCUUUUCAUCUGUUUCAGAGUCACUUUGGUGUAAAUAUGCAUGACUGGACUUUAGUGUUUGGUUUUGAUCUUUUUAGUUGCUAUAAUAAACAGGAAGUAGGGGUUAGGGUUUCUGGAGAACUCUGUAAGUAUCAUCAUUCUGGGUUUAAUAGUAAAACGGAGCUGAAAACUCAUCCAACAUGCUGAUCCUUGAGCUAAAAUGAGAAGUAUUUCUUGUACACCACAGGAUGGCAGUGAUGGUGUCACUGAUCCAACUCUUAAAACUUCUUGCUCCCACCAAAAACACACUCACACACCUGCCGCAUGUUCAGUGUGCUUGAUUUUAUUUCUUUUGGUGGGAAAGUGUUGACUGAUAAACCGCCACUUAUCAGCCUCUAACAUCAGCAUACUCAGUUUCCAUAGCCUGCUCUCAUAUACAGUGUGUUUAUCAUUCAGUUUUCAACCAUUUUAACCCUUAGAGACCUAGAACCAUUUCUGCAGUACCUGACCUCUACUAGUUUAUUUAGCCUUUCUUAAAUAUUUCUAUGUCAGAAUCGGGAGCUAAACCUCAAUUUCAUCCAUUUCCUUUAACCCAUAAAGACCCAGUACUUCUUUUGUGGCAGUUGUCAAGUGAAUUUUUCCUCUAUUUCUACCUUACUGAACUGAUUUACCACCAAUUUUCUUUAUUAUUAUUAUUAUUAUUAUUAUUAUUAUUAUUAUUAUAAUACUAUCCUCUGUAUUUUGCUUUUUUUUGGUAUAAAUCUUGUAUUUUCUUAUAUUUAAUUCACAGAUCAUGUAGAUGUUCAUGAAAAC